This is a messenger RNA of Pteropus alecto (black flying fox), 413 nucleotides long. RefSeq names its product NADH:ubiquinone oxidoreductase subunit B1 (gene NDUFB1). The coding region runs from base 62 to 337 and encodes 91 amino acids. Lineage: Eukaryota; Metazoa; Chordata; Mammalia; Chiroptera; Pteropodidae. The transcript has 3 exons. The record is from RefSeq and is a predicted model, not a curated record. Gene Ontology annotation, cellular component: mitochondrion.
UUAAAAAGAAGAAGAGGUAUGGCCUUCCUGUGCCACCCCUCUCUUCCUGCGGGCGCUGUGAAUGGCAGGUCCCGAGACCCAGGCUUCCGCCGGCGCUGGAGGCUGGGCUCGCCGUUGCCCUUGGUCGUGGGUCGUCGUUGGCACCGAGACCGCAGCAUUCACAAUGAACUUAAUUCAGAUUGUACGUGACCACUGGGUACAUGUACUUGUCCCUAUGGGAUUUGUCAUCGGAUGUUACCUAGAUGGAAAGAAUGAUGAAAAGCUAACUGCCUUCCGGAACAAGAGUUUGUUAUUUAAAAGGGAAUUGAGACCCCAUGAAGAAGUCACCUGGAAGUAAAAGCUGUGGUUGAAUUACAGAAUGUUCACAUUUUUAAAAUUAUGACAAAAAUAAAAACAUUAUUUAAUUUGAAGAA